AUGGAGCGGGGCGGCGGGGCCGGGGGGAGCCUCGAACUCGCCGGAGGCGGCGGCGGUGGCGGCGGAGGCGGCGGCGGCGGCGGAGGCAAUGCGGAUUUAUGUCUGCAGGACCUCGUAAUCGGGCCUCCGAGCAGCCUCUCGGUGCAGCAUCAUCAGCACGCAACCGCCUCGAUGACCGGCCUGCAUAGCGACCAUCUUCAGGGCGCGAUGCACCAUCACGAUCUCCACGGUAAUUCGCAUCACGAUACCUCGAUGCUGCACAAUUCCAGCCACCAGCUGCACCAUGAGCCGUUGGAGAAACUUAAACGUGUCUGGGCGCAGAGUGACUUCGGGGAUGAAACCAAUGGGGGCCUUGCGAGGCUCGACGCAGGUCAUGGCGCUCACACCCCCGGUGGUAGCAAUCCUAGUACACCGGGAGCGACUCCCACGACACCCUCCGGUGGAUAUUCCACCGGACAGCCGAGGAACCGUACAAACGCAACUCACAGACCAGAUAUUCGAAAAGGUGUACGAACACCACCAGAAGUGAAACACGAAUUGGGUACCGCUGGUGGCGUUGUUUCACCUGGGGGAGUAGUUGGAGUCAACGAUACCGACGAUAAGGAUGGCAAAAAGAACAAAAGGCAAAGGCGACAAAGGACGCAUUUUACGCAGCAUCAGCUUCAGAAUCUAGAGAUGACGUUUCUGAGAAACCGGUAUCCAGAUAUGUCAACCAGAGAAGAGAUAGCUUGCUGUACGAAUCUUACGGAAGCUCGUGUCAGGGUCUGGUUCAAGAACAGGAGGGCGAAAUGGCGGAAGAAGGAGCGUAACGCGAUGAAUGCCGCCGCGCAGGCCGCAGUGGAUUUCAAGUCGGGCUUCAGUACAGCCAGUUUGAACGGUUUCAUCACCCAACCGUUCCCGGAUCCUGACACUCUCUACAGCUCGUAUAGCACGUACAACAACUGGGCGGCCAAAGUACCAUCGCCGUUGAGCGGCAAGAGCUUCCCCUGGAUGAACACUCUGGGCUCAGUCGUGCCUGCGGCAUCGCAUCAUCAUCAUCACGCUCAGGUCAGCCCAGUGAAUCCCUUUAACGCUGCAGCGACGUCAGUCGCGGGCAGCCACGUGGGCGGCAUGUCAGUUUCGGUCGGCCAAGCGGCUACGUCUAUGUUGCCGGGCAUGGGCUCUGGUCUCGGGGUCGCGAGCUCGCCGGUCGCUGCGUCCGGCGCGGCGUGUCCGUACGCGGCGCCGGCGGCACCACAUCAUCCAUAUGGACCGCCGGUUUACACGCCUCACCAUCGUUCGCCCGAAUCCUGUACAGUGAUGACAUCGAGUAGCAUCGCGUCGCUACGAAUGAAGGCGAAACAGCAUAGCAGUGGUUAUGGCGGCGGUGGUGGCGGCUCUUUCGGCGCAGGUGGUACCGCAGGCGGUACCACAGCCGGAAGUAUAAGCCCCGUUAGUUCGAGAGCGUCUUCCGUCGGUGGUGGUGGUGGUGGUGGCGGCGGUGGUUUGAGCGCCUGUCAAUAUGCGUUAACAACAGCGGCCGGAGCAAACCCUCAUUCUCCGGGCGGUCCCGAGGCGCACGCUAACGCCACUGCCAGGGCCCAGGUCUGA
Messenger RNA from Cyphomyrmex costatus, 1590 nucleotides. RefSeq names its product pituitary homeobox homolog Ptx1 (gene Ptx1). Gene Ontology annotation, cellular component: nucleus. The transcript is spliced from 4 exons. Gene Ontology annotation, molecular function: RNA polymerase II cis-regulatory region sequence-specific DNA binding; DNA-binding transcription factor activity, RNA polymerase II-specific. Bases 1 to 1590 code for a protein of 529 amino acids. Gene Ontology annotation, biological process: anatomical structure morphogenesis; regulation of transcription by RNA polymerase II. The record is from RefSeq and is a predicted model, not a curated record. Lineage: Eukaryota; Metazoa; Arthropoda; Insecta; Hymenoptera; Formicidae.